Messenger RNA from Leptidea sinapis, 5774 nucleotides. RefSeq names its product soluble guanylate cyclase 89Db-like. Lineage: Eukaryota; Metazoa; Arthropoda; Insecta; Lepidoptera; Pieridae. Bases 59 to 2437 code for a protein of 792 amino acids. The record is from RefSeq and is a predicted model, not a curated record. The transcript has 14 exons. Gene Ontology annotation, cellular component: guanylate cyclase complex, soluble. Gene Ontology annotation, biological process: nitric oxide-cGMP-mediated signaling; cGMP biosynthetic process; response to oxygen levels. Gene Ontology annotation, molecular function: oxygen sensor activity; guanylate cyclase activity; heme binding.
GUGAAAGCCUUAUAGGCUGGAUGUCCUUUGUGUGUGUCAUUAAGUACUUAAUUCUACAAUGUACGGGUGGUUACUUGAGAGCGUGCAACAUUUUAUUGUGCAAGAAUGUGGUGUAGAAGUAUGGGACACAAUUUUAAGAGAAGCAGGAGGAAGGAAUACAGUUUUUAUGACAAGACAGCAAUAUCCUGAUGCCCUUAUGCUACGCGUGGCUUCAGCAUUAGCUCGCUUCAUCAACAACGAUGGUAGCAGUCCUGCACCGACGGCACCAAGCAGUCCAGCGCCAAGAAAACUUUCCCUCAAAUCUAAACCCGCAUGGAGAAGUGCUUCUGUACACACAGAUAACAGAAACCAAGCAUUUAAAUGUCCAUUCAGUUCAACAAAUGCUUUAACAGCUGCGACAAAGAAAGAAAUCGACGCCUUCAACUCCUCCGAGGAAAUACGAAGUGGUAAUGUAUCAACAAAAAGGAUUAACGAGUUGGAAGAACUAAAUUUAACUCCAACGCGCCUGAAUGUUCGAGAUCGUAGAAGCUUGGGAGUCCGCUUAGAGACAUUUAAAAGCGAUGAAGAACUUGACGACGAACCGUGUGAAGCAAAAGAGAUCGUUACAGUUGAAAAAUCAGAGCCCGAACAAAAGUCUCCUAUUACAACUGGGACGAGGAAGAGUUCAAUAAAGCGAACCAAUAGGAAAGUAAGCUGUACUCUUGCAGUUGACGUUUAUAAAAGAAGAGGUUCUGGAGCACCGUUAAGACCAAGAUUAAACAGCUUGGGUAACGUUGAAAGAUUAAAUGAACUGAAAGAGAAAUUCGGUACACCAGAAAAGGUUAUGCACUUCUUCGGAAGAUGCUUUGUAAAGUUUUUUUCUAAUUACGGAUAUGACACCAUGAUUCGUGCAACAGGCCGUUAUUUUUGCACAUUCCUGCAAUCUGUGGACAACAUUCACCAGCGCAUGAGGUUUACGUUUCCAAACAUGAGGUCUCCAAGUAUGCAGCUGACCAGAGCUCAUAGACAUGGAGCUGAAUUGGUAUACAGCAGUGGCAGAACAGGCUACACACACUACCUUAUGGGUCAAUUGUAUGAAAUAGCUGAAGACAUUUUCUCACUAAAGCUGAAGGUAACGAUCGUAAAAGAAAGCAUGGAGGGUAGUUACUACGUGGCAGUUCUUCGUCUAGAGUUUGACAACAGUGAUUAUGUGCAAUCAUUAAUGGCGAAGAAGUCAUUGCCAUGUCUACUGCCACCUGUGCCAGCCUCUGUUCUCCUUCAACUGUUCCCGUUUGGAGUACUUCUGGAUAGGAAAAUGAAGAUCUUGGUUGCAGGUGAAAAGUUGGUAGAAGUUUGGGGAGGCCCCUCCACCCGCAUAGAAAAAUCAUCCAUCAAUGAAAUUAUGAAGCUCAGAAAACCAAAAGUCGCCUUUACUUGGGAUAAGGUAGUAUGCAUGCAGACAAUUAUGUUUGAGUUGGAGCUAAUGCGAUACAGAGCACACCACUUCGAUGACUCCCGACGAGGAUCACAAGGUGCCAGGGCUGUGCUGCUCAAAGGUCCAAUACAUUUACUGGAGGAAAUUGAUGCGCUUAUAUUUCUAUGCAGUCCUAUCUUUAAUGAUCUAGAUGAGCUAAGACAAGCAGGUCUCUAUUUAGCAGACAUGAAUGGGCAUGGUCUUUCCAAAGAGCUGGUACUCCGAGGGUGGCAGCACCUAUCACGUUUAGAACUACUCUUCGAGAAAGCUGAAAACAGAAGUAUGAGUUUAGAAAAAUCAUGUAGACUCUUGGAUGAAUGGAAGAAAAAAGGUGACCAAUUGUUAUACUCAAUGAUACCAAGGUCUAUUGCUUACCAUUUGAGGGCCGGGAAGUCACCAAUGUCUGCAAAUCAGGAGUUUGAUUGCGUGACCAUAAUGUUUUGCGGGAUACAAAUUACGGAAACGGACACAAGAACAGGAGUUAUGGCUACUGUGGGUUACAUGAACGACGUCUACUCAAGAAUCGACAGAUUAUUGGACUCACACAGAGUUUAUAAGGUAGAGACGGUAGGAACAGUGUACAUGGUGGUAUCUGGAGCACCAGAGCGCCGGCGGGCCCACGCUCAGAGCGCGGCUAGUGCUGCGCUGGCAGUCUCAAGAGCUCUACCAAUGCUGACAAUUGGAAUCCACUCUGGACCGUGUAUAGCGGCUGUGCUAGGAAGGAAACAACCGCGGUAUACACUGGUUGGGGAUACCGUUAACACGGCCAGUAGAAUGCAGACCACAAGCGAGCCUGGCCGUAUCCAAAUUUCAUCUAGGACUAAGGAAGAGUUACCGGCCGGAAAGUUCAGAUUACGACGACGUGGAGUUAUCAAAGUGAAAGGUAAAGGAAUGAUGGAGACAUUCUGGCUUGAAGGCGAGAUUGAGGAGGACGAUCAAGACGAAGCGCUGCAGCUGUUUUCUGUGCUCUGUGGAGAUAAUUAGAUUAAUGAGGAUAUGGGUCCUUUAGAUAUAUAGGGACUGCCUUUUUAUUUUGGGCACGUAGCUACCAUUAAUGAAAGUGCACAAUAUAAUAUAUUUCAACAUAAAAAGUACCUAUAUAAAAAAAAUAAGACGUGAAGUAUAAAUAGUAAAUGUUUUCUAUUGUAGAUAUUUUGUACGGGCAUAUAUUUGAAAAGAAACAAAAUAUAUUCCUUAAUAAUUUAAUACCAACAGCGAAUUAAAUUCGUAUUUAUUUUUUAUUUUCAACUACUUUUACAUAGUUUCAUUUAUAUAUAUUUAUAUUUCAUAAAUAAACAUAAAACUUACACAAAGUUUAAACUGGAAUGGUAAAUAAUCACAAAUUAUUUAUAAAAACUAAUAACACGCGCAAAAAUAUAGAAUUUUUUCCUUGAGGUAAUGUGUACUAACGUCUAGAGAAACCAUUCCGAACUUUUAGGGCGCAACUUGAUGACAGCGGGCAAGCACUUUGACUUUCAUUCAUUCAUGUCAUCACCAGCUUAAUCGAUAUUUAAAUACGUAACUAUUACAUCCCAUCCCUACUCUGUGCUUAAAGUAAGCGUGUUUUAACUUUAAUAAAGUUAAGCUUAGUGGUGUAAAGUAACUUCUUGAUUUUUACUUGUUUUUUGAAAGUUAGUAUAACAGUAUAUUAAUACAAAUAUACAUAGGUAUAUUUUAAAACCAGCACUCAAAUGCGUGUUAUCCAGUACAAACGCCUACCAUAGACUAAGUGAUUUAACUAUAAACAAUAAAGAUGAAAUAUCUUCUCUAGUACGGAGUAAAUAUUACCUCAGUGGAAUUAAUACAUGAUACAUUUAUAUAAACAUGAUUGAUACCUUCUAGAAAUGAGAAAAAAAAUUACAGCAGUAUAAACAUCGUUCUUGAAACGAAGUCGAUUGCGGAUGUGUGGAUAGCACACUAGGAUUAUUACAAUUCAUAAAAUUCGCCUACAGGUUUUUUGUCGUCAUCGCAAAUUAUAACAAUAUUACGGAAUUAUUUCAGUUUUAUGGUGAGCUACCUAAUCUAUACUAAUAUUAUAAAGCUGCAGUGUUUGUUUGUUUGAACGCGCGAAUCUCUGGUACUACUGGUCCGAUUUGAACGAUUCUUUCAGUGUUGGGUAGUCCAUUUAUCGAGGAAGGCUAUAGGCUAUGUUUUUUUUUUCAAAAUUAGGGAUCCGUAAUAAAGUUGCUAUUUUGUAACACAAGGUGUAAAAUCGAAAACCUAUUUUUGCGUGCGCUGCAAAAACUAUUGACAAUAGAACAAAAUUAUGUACAGGCUAUAAUAUAGGCAAUAUUUUAUUACUUAUAAAACUAUCGCGUGAAUUAUACUUUAUAUGGCAAAACAACGUUUGCCGGGUCAGCUAGUCUUGUAUAAAAUGGAGAUAGCCGAAAUCCACUACCUUAUAAGCAACUGAUCGCUUUCAAACCUAGCCGGAUUAUACGUUGUCCUUAUCGUCGUCGGUAGGUAGUUUAAAUCACAAUAAUACUGAAUAAUCCGUAAUAUUAGAAUACAAUACAAUGACAACAAUACGUAGGUUUAUAAAAAAAUAAUUUCGAAUGGCUUUGAUAAUAAUCCUGCGAUAUAGACGCAGCUUUCAACUUAUAUAAAGUCUCAUAAUAAGCUUAAAUAAUUUAAGUUAUUCAAUUUUAAUGUUUUAUGCUUAGAUUAAGGAUUGGUGUCCGCUGCGCUCCAACUAGAUACCGCAUUACCUAAGAACAAUAGCUUUUUUAUUACUGCAACUAUCAGAUGCUUGUGUGCGUGGCAUCUUGACACUCAAUGGUAUCUUUCAAAUUUUGUAACAUACGCUUCGUGUUAUUUUACAUUGAAAUGAAUACAAUACAAAUUUUCAUAAUACAAAAUUUCAAUUACUUAUUAGCAAAGUUUAACAGAACAUGAGGCACGUCAACGUCACACAUUGUUCUGGACUGGCUCGAGUAUGCCCAGUAGGUCGUAGUAUUAGCCUCGCACUUUGUGACUACGAAUGCGGUAGGCGGUAGGUAUCUAUUUGGAGCGCAGCGGAGACCAAUCUUUUAUCUAAGGCUUAAGCAAAUAUUACGCAAUUUUAAUAUGUAAUAUGUAUAGUACAAUAAAUGUUUGUAUUAAAAAACAAACGUAUGUGAUGAAACUACCACAGAUAUAGAUGAAGAUCGUUUAUUCCUCGCUGCCAACCAACACGCGCUGUGGUUUAACAAAUACAGCCAACAUUAUCUUGACACAUGUCAAUGUCAAACAUACCUUUGACACAUAUUUAACAUUUUCAGUAUUUGAUAUCUCUUAAAAUGGAAAAAUUAAACAAUUUCUUGAAUAUUCAAUAUAAAAUAACCAUUUAUACGUCUGGAUAGACUGUGACAGCUGUGAAAACGACGAAAGAAAUUGAGGUUGACACUUACACAUACCUCUACUUUGAGCAAUGCACGCACACUAUCACAAAGUGACAUACAAAUCGCGAGUGUAAGACGUAGCUUAUCACGCACACUAAAGUAUUAAACGUGGCCUGUUGUUAUUGGUUGUCUAGCAGCUAAAUACUCUGUGUAGACGUAUAAAUUAUCUAAGUAAAUAACACAAGUAAAAUCUGAGGCAAAAAUUCCAUAAGAAAAAAAAUUCAUGAUAAAAUAAAAUUUAAAUGUAUUGAAUAAAAAAUUGUUUGCACCGAAACUAUACUAACUAAUAGAUUUGAUUUUUUUUUCUAGUAUCCGCCUAAAAAAAUUAUGUCUAUAAUAAAUUAGAAUACACAAGGUUAUGGAGUGAAAGAACGAAAAAUUUCAAUUCACUUAUCAGUAGUUUACAGUUUAUUAUGUUGGUGUGAACGCUGUCAAUGUAUCAGACUGGAUCAAACAUGUCUCAGACCUAUAAUAUGUGAACGCAAAUGUGUUUUAUACUCGUACGUUACAUAUAGACUUGUUUGCAACACAGUGUGAACGAAAGUAUUAUUCAGACAAGUGCAAUACAUGUUUAAAACAAAUAAUUAUGUUUUGACAAGUAUUCAACAAGUUUUGUAUAAAACAAGUUUUAGAUUUGUUUCUUGGUGUAAACGAGGAGUUAGUGCGUAUUAGUUACAGAACUGAUUAUUGUUCACAUUCUAUAUGUUAACAUAGAUAUAAUAUACUUUAGAUUCUAAAUUUAUAUAUUAUUAAAACUAAUUUAUUAUAUUUAAUCAACAGUGCUUAUAUAUUUGAGCGUUUAAUACUAUGCAUACUCUUUACCGUGUACCUACUAGUAUUCAAAGUGUAAAGUUUUGUUGGAGUUAUUGAUGUGGUAUUUUUUUCUUGCAAGGUUUUGGGAGUUGCGAGUAAUAAAUUAAACAUAAUAUUUAAUAUUUAAA